Molecule: messenger RNA, 5865 nt
Organism: Catharus ustulatus (Swainson's thrush)
Lineage: Eukaryota; Metazoa; Chordata; Aves; Passeriformes; Turdidae
Gene: ZNF628
Product: zinc finger protein 628
Biological process (GO): regulation of transcription by RNA polymerase II
Cellular component (GO): nucleus
Molecular function (GO): DNA-binding transcription factor activity, RNA polymerase II-specific; RNA polymerase II transcription regulatory region sequence-specific DNA binding
Source: RefSeq, a predicted model, not a curated record
AUGGAGUUGUUGGGUGGGGGAACCUUCCUUAACCACCCCUACCCCCCCGUUUCAGCUCCACAUCGCGACAUCCACCACGACAGAACCCGCCAGCAUGGAGCCCCCCCUCCCCGUGCGCGACACUCCGGAGGGGACACUCCGGGAUGGACCCCCCCGCGGAGCCUGGUCCCGACCCUUCCCGCAGCUCCCGGCGGUGCCGGCACCGAGCUGCGGCGGCUCCGGUUCCGGCAGUUCCGGUACCAGGAGGCGGCGGGGCCGCGGGACGCGUGGCGGAGGCUGCGGGAGCUGUCGCGGCGCUGGCUGCGGCCCGAGGAGCGCAGCAAGGAGCAGAUCAUGGAGCUGCUGCUGCUCGAGCAGUUCCUCAGCAUCCUGCCCGAGGACAUCCAGAGCUGGGUGUGGGUGCGGCACCCCGAGUCCUGCGCGCACGCCGUGGCCUUGGCGGAGAGCUUCCAGCUGGGGAGAGGAGAAAGCGAAGGGAUUUGGGAGCAGCAGGUGACCGUGAGGGUGAAGGUGGAGGACGUGGCCCCCGAGGACCCCGGAGCUUUGGGGGUCCCCCGAGCCCCCCAUCGGAGCCCCCCCGGGAGGAGGCGGCCGAGGAGGAGGAGCCCCAGGAAGGAGGUCAAAACCAUCUCCUUGUGCUCCAAAACCAUUUCCCAGGGUCCCACCCCAGCCCCGGAGCUGCCCCUUCCCCACCCUCCAGCCCCUCAGAGCUCCGGCAGAGUCACUCCCUGCCGCCAGCCCCGUCGCGACGCCGCGGGCUCGGCUUCGCGGCCGUUCCCGUGCGCCCAGUGCGGCAAAGCCUUCGGCCGCCUCACCCACCUCAAGACCCACGAGCGCACGCACACGGGGGCCAAGCCCUACGGCUGCGGCGCCUGCGGCAAGCGCUUCGGCCACCUGUCCACGCUGACCACGCACCGGCGGCUGCACACGGGCGAGCGGCCGUACAGCUGCGGCGCCUGCGGCAAGAGCUUCACCACCCCCUCGGACCUCAACAAGCACCAGCGCUCGCACACGGGCGAGCGGCCCUACCCGUGCCCGGCCUGCGGCAAGCGCUUCAGCCAGCAGUCCAACCUGACCAUGCACCGGCGCAGCCACACCCAGGAGCGGCCCUACCCCUGCCGCGCCUGCGGGAAGAGCUUCAAGUACCUGGCGGACCUGACGGUGCACGAGCGCUCGCACACGGGCGAGCGGCCCUUCCCCUGCGGCCACUGCGGCAAGAGCUUCAGCAACAAGUCCUCGCUGGCCCGGCACACGCGGAUCCACGCGCGGGCGGCGGCCAGGGACAAGUGUUGGCUCGCUGCUCCUGGAGAUGGGAGCCACGGCCACCGGGAGCUGGUGGCCUCAGGACUGGCUCAAACAUGGAUGAGGAUGGACGAGCCCGGCGAGCGGGCGGCAGCGCUCCAGGUCAGCGCGGACGUCGGUGACGGCGACGCUCCGCGCCCAUCCCGCCAUGGGCACGCGGUGCUGGCUGCCCGAGCGGAAUUCCCGGGUGAGCCAGGCCGAGAAGGGACGCGGAUCUGGCGCCGGAGCCCGCGCAGAACCACGGCGCACUCGGAGCGCGCCGGGAUCUCCUGGCGCACGCGGUGCUCGCGCGACACAAACUCGCCGGAGCUGGCACCGCCCGCCCACGGCACGGUGGUGACUUCUCCCAAAUGCCACCCUCCCGAAUCGGUGAGAACCAACGGAGCCGCUCGUAGAACCCCGCGGGCGGCCGCCAACGCCGGCAGCUCGGCGCUCCAACCGCGCUCCACCUCCGUGGCCUCCUCCAAGGUGACAAAUUUGGCGGUGGCCUCGCAGGCGUCGUUGCUUGUCAGCACCUCGGCCAGCUCCGCGGGCUCGGCGCUGUCCAGCGCGGCGCUGCCGUUGAUCUCGUACCACUUGUACCAGAUCUCCUCGCCGUCCACGGCCACGAACAGCGCCUGCUGCUCCUUGGAGGCCUUGCCCAGCCCGUCGGGGCUGCGGGCCCACGAACAGGUCGAUCAGCGGGCAGCCCUCCACCGCGCCCUCCGGCGUGCUGCCGAACGACGUGGCCACCCAGUCCAGCGCCUCGAAGCCGCCGGGGUUGACCAGGAGCUGGAAUUCGGAGCUGUGGCGCUCCCCCUCGUUCCAGGGGUAGAAGCAGAAGGGGCCGCGCUCGGGGUCGAAGGAGCCCAGGUUGCAGUCGUGGGCGCGGGUGGAGCAGACGAACUCGGCGCGGCCGGAGUGGCGGCGGCGCGGCCCAGGCGUUGCGCGGCGGCGGCGGCAGCGCCGGGCUCGGUUUUAUCCCGGUUUUAUCCCGGUUCUGCUCCGGUUCCGGCCCCCGCAGGUGCGGCCAUGGCGGGCGCGGCUCCCCCCUCAGGUACCCCCGAGCACCCCUUCACCUGCCGGGAGUGCGGCAAAUCCUUCCGCUGGUCCUCGCGCCUGGCGCAUCACCUGCGCAGCCACACAGGUGAGCGGCCCUACAAGUCCGAGUGCCCCAAGGCCUUCAAGGGCUCCUCCGCCCUCCUCUACCACCUGCGGGGCCACACAGGUGAGAGGCCCUACACCUGCUCCACCUGCGGCAAGAGCUUCAAGCGCUCGUCGCUGCUGCAGACUCACCUGCGCGUGCACACGGGGCUGCGCGCCUUCAGGUGCGCCCAGUGCGGCCUCACCUUCAAGUGGGCCUCGCACUACCAGUACCACCUGCGGCAGCACUCAGGUGAGCGGCCCUACCGCUGCCCCACCUGUCCCAAGGCCUUCAAGAACUCAUCCAGCCUGCGGCGCCACCGCCACACCCAUACAGGUGAGCGCCCGCACACCUGCGCCACCUGCGGAAAGGGAUUCACCCAGGCCACCAACCUGCGGCAGCACCUGCGGGUGCACACAGGUGAGCGGCCCUACACCUGUUCCACCUGCGGCAAGAGCUUCACGCACUCGUCCAACCUGCACCUGCACCGGCGCACGCACGGCCCCGCCCCGCAGUGCCCAACCUGCGCUGUGCACACCUGCCCACAGCAGCACCUGCAGGGCCCCACCCCCGCUGCCCCCGCCUCACCUGAGCCACUCUGGAGGCCGCUGGGGGUCACCUGUACGGAGCAGGAGGGGACGGGCGCGGCCGCCCCGGCCCUGCCCCACCGCUGCCUCACCUGCGGCAAGAGCUUCAAGAACGGCUCGGGGCUGGCGCGGCACCUGCCCGGCCACGAGCGGCCCAGGUGCGCCGUGACGCCCAGAGCCCCGCCCCACCUGGCCGCGCCUCCGCCAGGCGAGCCCGCGGCCGCCGCCGAGCCGCCGGCGCCGCCCGAGCGGCCGUACAGGUGCGGCGAGUGCGGCAAGGCCUUCAAGGGCUCCUCGGGGCUGCGCUACCACCUGCGCGACCACACAGGUGAGCGGCCCUACACCUGCUCCACCUGCGGCAAGAGCUUCAAGCGCUCGUCGCUGCUGCAGACUCACCUGCGCGUGCACACGGGGCUGCGCGCCUUCAGGUGCCAGUGCGGCCUCACCUUCAAGUGGGCCUCGCACUACCAGUACCACCUGCGGCAGCACUCAGGUGAGCGGCCCUACCGCUGCCCCACCUGUCCCAAGGCCUUCAAGAACUCGUCCAGCCUGCGGCGCCACCGCCACACCCAUACAGGUGAGCGCCCGCACACCUGCGCCACCUGCGGGAAGGGAUUCGCCCAGGCCACCAACCUGCGGCAGCACCUGCGGGUGCACACAGGUGAGCGGCCGUACACCUGCUCUACCUGCGGCAAGAGCUUCACGCACUCGUCCAACCUGCACCUGCACCGGCGCACGCACUCGGCGGCGCGGCCCUUCCGCUGCCCCACCUGCCCCAAGUCCUUCGUCAUGGCCGCCUACCUGCAGCGGCACCUGCGCACGCACGGCCCCGCCCCGCGCCGCGCACUGCGGCCCCGCCCGCCGCUUACUGCUGCUGCCGCGCCGCAGGGGCUGCGGGUCCUGCCCGCCGCCGGCUCCUCCGCGCGCAAGGUGCUGCUGCUGCCGGCCCCGCCCGGCCACGCCCGGCCGCACCUGGCGCAGGUGGGCAAGGGGCAGCACACCUGGCAGAGCGUGCUGGUCAUACCUGGAGCGGGGCAGGAGGGGGCGGGGGUGCAGCUGCAGGUGGCUGAGGUGACAGGUGGCACAGGUGUAGUGGGUGUGACAGGUAUGGCAGGUGUAGGGGUGGCGGGGGUCACAGGUGUAGGUGUGACAGGUGUUACAGGGGUCACAGGUGUCACAGGUGUUGGUGUGACAGGUGUUACAGGGGUUACAGGGGUCACAGGUGUUACAGGUGUCACAGGGGUCCAGCUCCAGGUUCUGCCGGUGGCCUCAGACAUCACCAAUGUCCAGGUGCAGGGCGGGGAGGUGACAGGUGUGACAGGUGCCACAGGUGUAACAGGUGUAGAUGUCACAGGUGUGACAGGUUUGACAGGGGUCACAGGUGUUACAGGUGUCACAGGGGUGCAGCUCCAGGUGCUGCCGGUGCCCUCAGAGGUGACCAAUGUCCAGCUCCAGGUGCUGCCACCGCCAGCAGAAGUGACCAAUGUGCAGCUCCAGGUGUCACCACCAGAGGUGACCAAUGUCCAGCUCCAGGCAUUGUCACCACCUGAGGUCACCAAUGUCCAGCUCCAGGCAUUGUCACCACCUGAGGUCACCAAUGUCCAGCUCCAGGCAUUGUCACCACCUGAGGUGACCAAUGUCCAGCUACAGGUGUUGCCGCCACCACCUGAGGUCACCGGUGUCCAGCUCCAGGCCACUGAGGUGACCAAUGUCCAGCUCCAGGCCCUGUCACCACCUCCAGGUGUCACCAGUGUCCAGCUCCAUGCAGGUGAAGUGACCAAUGUCCAGCUCCAGGUGCUGCCACCACCAGCAGAAGUGACCAGUGUCCAGCUCCAGUCAUUGUCACCACCUGAGGUCACCAACGUCCAGCUCCAGGCCCUGCCCCUGACCUCAGGUGUCACCAACGUCCAGCUCCAGGUGUUGCCACCACCUCCAGGUGUCACCAACGUCCAGCUCCAGGCCAGUGAGGUGACCAAUGUCCAGCUCCAGGUGUUGCCACCACCACCUGAGGUCACCAACGUCCAGCUCCAGGCCACCAAUGUCCACCUGGAGACCUCAGAGCUGCCCAGUGCCCACCUGGAACCCACAGAAGUGACCAAUGUCCACCUGGAGGUGCCCAGUGCCCACCUGGAACCCACAGAGGUGACCAGUGUCCACCUGGAGGUGCCCAGUGCCCACCUGGAACCCACAGAGGUGACCAGUGUCCACCUGGAGACAAUGGAGGAGGUGCCCAGUGCCCACCUGGACAUGUCAGAGGUGCCCAGUGUCCACCUGGAGACCACAGAGGUGACCGAUGUCCACCUGGAGACCAACGAGGAGGUGGCCGACAUCCACUUGGAAGUGCCCAGUGUCCACCUGGAGACUUCUGAGGAGGUGUCCAGUGCUCACCUGGACACCUUGGAGAUGACCAGUGUCCACCUGGAGGUGACAGAGGGGCACCUGGACCCCCCUUAGGAGGUGGACAAUGCCCACCUGGAGACCACACAGGUGCCCAGUCCUUACCUGGACACCUUGGAGAUGACCAGUGUCCACCUGGAGGUGCCCAGUGCCCACCUGGACACACCUGGAGGUGCCCAGCACCCACCUGGACACACCUUGGAGAUGACCAGUGUCCACCUGGAGACCACACAGGUGCCCAGUGCUCACCUGGACACCUUGGAGAUGACCAGUGUCCACCUGGAGGUGACAGAGGAGCACCUGGACCCCCUUAGGAGGUGGACAAUGCCCACCUGGAGACCACACAGGUGCCCAGUGCUCACCUGGACACCUUGGAGAUGACCAGUGUCCACCUGAAGGUGCCCAGUGUCCACCUGGACACACCUUGGAGGUGCCCAGUGCUCAGCUGGACACCUU